Messenger RNA from Westerdykella ornata, 742 nucleotides. Its product is annotated as Elf1-domain-containing protein. Gene Ontology annotation, molecular function: RNA polymerase II complex binding. Lineage: Eukaryota; Fungi; Ascomycota; Dothideomycetes; Pleosporales; Sporormiaceae. The record is from RefSeq and is a predicted model, not a curated record. Bases 120 to 527 code for a protein of 135 amino acids. Gene Ontology annotation, cellular component: transcription elongation factor complex. Gene Ontology annotation, biological process: transcription elongation by RNA polymerase II. The transcript has 3 exons.
GCCACAUUUCUGCUCACGCGAGAAGGCGACAUCUCCCUCUUCACCUUUCCGUCCUUGAAUCGCGCAACCCCCGCUCUCCUAAAACCCAAGUUUCGAGUCGUUUCUAUUAUUGAUCAGAAAUGGGCAAACGCAAGAAGGCGGCCAAGAAACCCCAGGGCCCCAAGAAGAAGGAGAAGCUAUCCACCACCUUCCAGUGUCUGUUCUGCAACCACGAGAAUAGCGUCGUCGUGCAUCUGGAGAAGAAGUCGUCGGUCGGGAACCUGCAUUGCAAGGUCUGCGGCCAGGACUUCCAGACCCCCAUAAGCGUGCUCACGGCUCCCGUCGACGUCUACGCGGAUUGGAUCGAUGCCUGCGAGGAUGUCGCAAAGCGGACGGCGACGGGGAAGUCGGAGAAUCGGAUUGGAGGGCCGCCGAGGGCCGCUGCUGCUGCUGCCAUGGGAGGAGCUGGCGCAGAGGACGACCUGGAUGGGUUCAUCGAGAACGACGAAGCGGAUGCGGAAGCCGACUACGGGGAUGACGACGAGUAGGAUGGUAUGACGUGCGAGGACUGUAUAACAUUGGGGGUUGGGGCUUCGGGAUGCCUAGGGCUUUCAGUAUACGGGUUGAGGGGCUCUGGGUUCGAGACGGCGUUCAGGUUACGUUGGCAUCGAGGGCCCGUUAGGAAGGCCGGCGGUCAGCGCCAUGCAUCGGGGCUCAGGAUAUAUCUACUACAUUUGAUAUAACGGAGUUAGUUAUGCGACCC